AUGCGUUUUUCUUAUUUUUCAAUAGAUAUUUGUUUUGUUGAUUACGUAUCAAUAAAUAUGGACUCAUCUUAUUUAUGGGUGUCCAAAUCUGCUUACAAUCAAUUCAUCCAGCCAGAUGGGAAAAAUCUCCACUGGACUGAUGAUAUUAAUUUUGAACUUCCUAUAUUCAUGGAAUCAUCAGGACCUGGGGCUAGUCCUCCAAUGACGUUCAUAAAUAUUUUUCAAGAUGCUUUGCAAACCCAUGCUCAGCAGCCUGCUUUACGAGUAAAGCGCGGAGGAAAGUGGGUCACAUGAACUUACCAGCAAUAUUACGAUGAUAGCUUACGAUUUGCAAGAGCUGCAAUUAAUUUAGGAAUUAAGCCUCGAGCAGUCACGAACAUCAUUGGAUUCAAUGCUCCUGAAUGGCUGAUUAGCUUUGCAGGCUCAUUAAUUGCUAAUUUAGUUCCAAUUGGAGUCUAUACAACUAAUGGUCCAGAGGCCUGCUUUUAUAUAUAGGUAUUUCCUAUGAAUUACUCGAUAAGAGUAGGAUAUGGAUAGGGAACACUUCAGUUAGUUGGACCAACUCAUAUUGGUCAAGCCAACUGGAGAGUUGACAAUGAGCAUCUCUCCUGUAAGCUUUGCCAACCUUAGUGACCCAACCCACUGGAUAUUUCCCUCUCCAUUAUCCUUCCCUUAUCGGGGAAAAAAACAUAGGAAAUUCCAACAGCAAAUCACAGUGAAGCUGAAUUGUUAAUUGUUCAAAACGAAAUUCAGCUCAAAAAAUAUCUUGCAAUUUGGGAUAAACUACCUCGAUUAAAAGCAAUUAUUGUCUAUUUGCCUGGAGCAGAAUUGGAGUCUUUAAGAGCUGGGAAGCAAAUUUUUACAUGGGAAGAAUUUAUGGCAACUGGAAGUGAUGCUGAAGGAAAAGAACUUGCAAAAAGAAUGAGAGAGAUCAGUCCAGCUCAAUGUGCAACUGUAGUUUAUACAUCAGGCACUACAGGACCUCCUAAAGGAGUGCUGCUUAGCCAUGAUAACUACAUUUGGUGCGCAAAAUCCUGCGUUGAUGAUGCCGAAUUGAUGGCAGCAGACCCCAAUAUUCUGGUUUCAUAUCUUCCUUUAAGUCACUCUGCAGCACAAAUUAUUGAUAUUUUUGGCUGCAUGUAUAAGAAAGGAAUUUUAUAUUUUGCAGACGAAAAUUGCUUGCAAGGGACUUUAGGCAAUACACUUAAAGAAGUUCGCCCAACUUUUUUUAUGUCAGUUCCAAGAGUUUUUGAAAAAAUCGAGGAAAGAAUUAAAGCGAUCGCAGCAAGCAAAGGAUCAUUCGCUAAAAAAGUUGGCACUUGGGCUAAGAAAGUUGGAUAUGAAGGAACCAUCGAGCAGCUUCAGCAGAAGCCAACUUCUUUGAGUUUUAGUAUUGCAAAUGCUAUUAUCUUUAAAAAAAUAAAGCAAGCAUUAGGAUUAGAUAGAUGCAAGGCUUUCAUUGUUAGUGCUGCCCCAAUAGCGAAAUCAACUCUUGAGUAUUUUUUAAGCCUAAACAUACCGCUGUUAAACGUCUAUGGAAUGUCAGAGUGUGCAGCCCCAGAAACUAUGAACUAUCUUCAUAAUAACAAUAUAUGAAGUGUUGGACAGCCUGUGAAUGGGACAAGGCUUAAAAUUCUUAGCCAAAGCGGAGAAGAGGUGCCAAGAGGGACCCGCGGAGAAAUUUGCAUGAAGGGACGUAAUAGAUUUAUGGGCUAUUAUAAGAAUGAAACAGAAACUAAAGCAACAAUUGAUAAAAAUGGUUUCUUGCACAGUGGAGAUGAAGGAUACCUUAACGAAAAAGGGUUUCUAUUCAUAACAGGAAGAUUCAAAGAACUUAUCAUUACAGCUGGUGGAGAAAACAUUCCUCCAGUUUUAAUAGAGGACACCAUAAAAGAGGAAUGCAAACUAAUUUCAAACUGUAUGCUAGUUGGAGACCAUAAAAAUUAUUUAGCUUUAUUGCUAGCUAUUAAAACCGAGCCUGGACCUGACCUGAGUUUGACCAGAGUUUUAUCAGGAGAAGCAUUGAGGAUUCUUGCAGAAAUAGGAUCAACAGCAAAGACCUAUGAUGAAGCUAUGAGUGACCAAAAAGUCAAAAAAUAUAUACAGGAAGGAAUUGAUAGGGCGAAUAAAAGAGCUAUUUCGAAGGCUCAGCAUGUGAGGAAAUGGGUAUUUUUGCCAAAUGAUUUCUCACUGCAAGGUGGAGAAUUAACACCGACAAUGAAAUUGAAAAGGAAAUUUGUAGCACAAAAAUAUGCUAGUCUGAUUGAAGAGCUCUACACUAGUCCUAAUUUAUAA
Blepharisma stoltei is the source of this 2295-nucleotide messenger RNA. The record is from the annotation of a GenBank genome assembly. Lineage: Eukaryota; Ciliophora; Heterotrichea; Heterotrichida; Blepharismidae.